This is a messenger RNA of Sebastes umbrosus (honeycomb rockfish), 1299 nucleotides long. RefSeq lists its product as uncharacterized. The coding region runs from base 35 to 634 and encodes 199 amino acids. The transcript is spliced from 6 exons. Lineage: Eukaryota; Metazoa; Chordata; Actinopteri; Perciformes; Sebastidae. Gene Ontology annotation, molecular function: adenine phosphoribosyltransferase activity. The record is from RefSeq and is a predicted model, not a curated record.
CAGCAGUGUAGCGAGCGGUGAUGUUGUUUCUCAAAUGGACGUGUUGGCCGCUCCUGCAGACAGACGUAAAGGAUGGUACCUGUCUCUGAUGGCGCCCAACACUAAAGGACCAACGUUCGCCUGGCUGGACCCGUCCAGACUCUACUGCAACUCCCAGGCUCUUGCAGACUGUGUCAAAGACCUCCUCAGUCCAUUCCACAGUGACACCAUUGAUCUGGUUGCCGGGAUGGAUGCAAUGGGAUUCAUUCUGGGUGCGUCUGUUGCCACCACCCUCGGAAAAGGUUUCCUGGCUCUCCGUAAAGCAGGACACAUCUGUGUCGCCACCCAAAACCAAAACUACACCGACUACUCAGGCAGAGAAAAGACUAUGGAAGUAAGACUGGAUGUGCUGAAGCCAGGUCUGAGGGUGUUGUUAGUGGACCAAUGGAUAGAGACUGGAGGCACAAUGAAGGCUUCCAUCCAGCUGGUGGAGAGGCUGGGAGCCACUGUUGUAGGGGUAGCAGCCGUGGCCAUCGAGAACACUGAAGGAGGAAAGUGGAUUAAAGAAAAUUACAAAUUCUCUCACUGCAUCCCCGAAGAGCUCCAGAGCCAAAUUGAUGGAAAGUAUCUUGAUUCCUUCAAAAGCUUCAACUGAACAAGAAAACAUGAUUUCUUCACUUCAACUUCAGUAAAGAAGAAAAGGGGAAUAGUGAUAUAUUCUAUGACUGAGAUGGUCAUGAAAGUUUUAUCUGCUUUUAAAAAACAGACGCUAUCCUGUGAUUUUUAACUGUUUUCAAAAAUAUGUAUUAAUUUGAAAACACUUUGUAAUAUUUUUUUAACAUUUUUAUUCCAUGUAAAACAUAACAGGAGAUAUUUUAUAGAAAAUAAAUGAUUAAAAUAUUCAUACACUAUUUUCAUUUUUGAUAUAAAAAAUGAGAAUCCAAAUUCAGUCAUUGAUUUGAUUGUAAACAAAAAGCAAAAAGUACCUAUGAAGCACAAUGUAGAUAAAAGGAUCUGCGUAAGAUGAGUAACAGGAUAAGAAAGCAGAAAAAAAACAUUUCUGCUACAAAAAAUUCUGUUUAUUUUUUCAGACUUUCUUCAAACCUUUUUUCUUGUGAUUUACUGUGUAAUCUUAAUUCUUACACAAAGGUUGGGAGCGUCUGAUCUACAGCAUAAUGAAAAGAGGUGCAGUACCAAGUAAAAACAGUCAUUUAAAAUAACAGACUUUAAAGGUAAACCAGAGUUUUACUGUGAAGAAAAAUCUUAAUUGUUAAACUACAGCAGCGAGACUGAAUAUUUAAUCAUCCACCCAUCUACCAU